Molecule: messenger RNA, 438 nt
Organism: Trichomonas vaginalis G3
Lineage: Eukaryota; Parabasalia; Trichomonadida; Trichomonadidae
Exons: 1
Coding region: 1-438 (145 amino acids)
Source: RefSeq, a predicted model, not a curated record
AUGCAACAUUCUAAAUCAAGUCCUCAUGAUUUAAAAAGUUUUGAUACGUUUACGAAAAAUAUAUCAUCUGGAACGAAGGAUCCCCCAUUAAGGCAAGUUGAUCCCAUUGAUGAUCGUGCCACCAACACAGAAAAGUCGAACGAAACUCCAAAAAAGUGUGAUAUCAGAGCUGAUCAAUUAGAUCAUCCAGAAAGUUCAAUAAUAUCUGAAGCUCCUGGUUUAGUCCUCACUUUAGAUGAUGAUUUAAGAAACCAGGACCACAAACAGCAACAAACGAAAAAAAUUCGCUUCAAGAAAAUCAAAAGAGCUAAAAAAGACAAUGAAUCAAGUGAUGUUAGCAAUAAGAAAUCUCCUACCAAACGCAAAAGAAAGACUACAAAGAGUAAAUCGCCAAACAAAUCAAAACCCAUAAACGAAAACCAAAUGGCCAAUAGCUAA